UGAUCUUCCACCCCAGUGAGGGGAAGAGGAUGUGAUCAUGUGCUCCUGGCAGAAGGGAAAUUGUGAAAGAGACCCGCUGUAGAAAAGGCAGCCCACAGCACCUCGGCUCUCAGAAGAGGUGAAGCUGCCAAGACGACUUGUCUGAGAGUGGACCUAUCUGUCUGUCUGUCCAUCCGACAUGGAACCAAAGCAGAUCAGGGAGGGCUACCUUGUGAAGAGGGGGAGCGUGUUCAACACCUGGAAACCCAUGUGGGUUGUAUUGUUAGAAGAUGGAAUUGAAUUCUAUAAGAAGAAAAGUGACAACAGCCCCAAAGGAAUGAUCCCCCUUAAAGGAAGCACCCUGACCAGCCCUUGUCAGGACUUUGGCAAAAGGAUGUUUGUGUUUAAGAUCACUACGACCAAACAGCAGGACCACUUCUUCCAGGCAGCCUUCCUGGAGGAGAGAGAUGCCUGGGUUCGGGACAUCAAGAAGGCCACUAAAUGCAUUGAAGGAGGACAGAAGUUUUCGAGGAAAUCCACCAGGAGAUCCAUUCGACUGCCAGAAACCAUUGACUUAGGUGCCUUGUAUUUGUCCAUGAAAGAUACUGAAAAAGGAAUAAAAGAACUGAAUCUCGAGAAGGACAAGAAGAUUUUUAACCACUGCUUCACAGGUAGCUGUGUCAUCGACUGGCUGGUGUCUAAGCAGUCUGUCCGGAAUCGCCAGGAAGGCCUCAUGAUUGCCUCCUCACUGCUCAAUGAAGGGUAUCUGCAGCCCGCUGGAGACAUGUCCAAGAAUGCAGUGGAUGGGACCGCUGAAAACCCUUUCCUGGACAACCCCGAUGCCUUUUACUACUUUCCAGACAGUGGGUUCUUCUGUGAAGAGAAUUCCAGCGAUGAUGACGUGAUUCUGAAGGAGGAAUUCAGAGGAGUCAUUAUCAAGCAGGGAUGUUUACUGAAACAGGGGCAUAGGAGGAAAAACUGGAAAGUGAGGAAGUUCAUUCUGAGAGAAGACCCCGCCUACCUGCACUACUAUGACCCUGCUGGGGGGGAAGAUCCCCUGGGAGCAGUUCGCCUGAGAGGCUGUGUGGUGACUUCGGUGGAGAGCAACCCAGAUGGCAGGAAGAGUGAGGAAGAGAACCUUUUUGAGAUCAUCACGGCAGAUGAAGUGCAUUACUUCUUGCAAGCAGCCACCCCCAAGGAGCGCACAGACUGGAUCAAAGCCAUCCAGGUGGCCUCCCGGACUGGGAAGUGAGGGCACGCCUGCACUCGCAGCCCCUCCUGAGGGAAGUCCAUGGAUAGCUCGGUCCAGGACCUGCCCACUGCUGUGACAAAUCAACAGAAAGGGCCCAGGAUGGGAAGUUUUUGUCUGCGCAGGAUUAUGAAUGUGAUUGACCACUUGGCACAAGGUUCCCCUGCACUGCAUUGCUCACUGUGGCCUCUCUGGCCCUCUCAGUGUCCCCCAAACGGACAAAACAAGCUGUGUGGCCUCCGUAGGCUGCUUACCCUCUCCAGCCCUCAGGGCCUCUUCUGAAAAAUGAAGGGAUUGCACUAGGAGAUCCCUGAGGUCCUCCUUAGCUU
This is a messenger RNA of Propithecus coquereli (Coquerel's sifaka), 1557 nucleotides long. It is a transcript of the gene PLEK, whose product is annotated as pleckstrin. The coding region runs from base 179 to 1231 and encodes 350 amino acids. Gene Ontology annotation, biological process: intracellular signal transduction; actin cytoskeleton organization. The record is from RefSeq and is a predicted model, not a curated record. Gene Ontology annotation, cellular component: plasma membrane. NCBI's taxonomy places the organism in Eukaryota, Metazoa, Chordata, Mammalia, Primates, Indriidae. The transcript is spliced from 9 exons.